Cokeromyces recurvatus is the source of this 2561-nucleotide messenger RNA. RefSeq lists its product as uncharacterized. The record is from RefSeq and is a predicted model, not a curated record. NCBI's taxonomy places the organism in Eukaryota, Fungi, Mucoromycota, Mucoromycetes, Mucorales, Mucoraceae. The coding region runs from base 252 to 2561 and encodes 769 amino acids. The transcript is spliced from 5 exons.
ACCCUCUUGACCCUGCUCACUUGGCUGAUCCCAAGUACAACUCUCUCUCUGAGGCCUCCCGUGCCCAAGAAAUUUUCUCCUUGGUACACAAGCGUGCCAUCAAUACUCUUUCCUUUGUUCGUCCUGUUUCUGUUGCUGCCGUCGGUCGCUCCUUCGUUGAGAAGGGGUGGAUCGAUGAAUCUGAUCUUCAGUCUGCUCUCCGUGUUGCUCGUCGUCGCCUUGCUGAGGUUAGUCCCAAGAAGGCUACCUUUAUGUUCCGUGGUGUUCCCUCUUCGUCUGAAGAAACGUUAUGGAAUGCAAAUGGUCUUCGUGCCACCACCGUCCAUGAUGUCUUAUCUCAUUCUCUUUGCUCUGAUGUCCUCUUUAUCACUGAAUCCUGGCUUACUUCUGGUCUCCUGCCUACAAACUGGUCUCAAUAUCACUUGUAUGGUAAACCCGUUGCUAAUGCUAAUGGUCGUGGUUCUGCAGGUGAUCUGGUGGUCAAUCCCCGUGGUCGGUCUCUCUUGCCUUGGCUUGAAGAACGUUCCCUCCGGGUCCUUAACUCUGAACUUGCUCAUGGUGUUGCUACCUUUACAACGUUUCGGCGUAAUGUAGAGGUUAGUAGCAUUAUUGACCUGUUCAUCACCAACAUUCCUGCCUCUGGUAUGGUCUCUCCUUCUCUGGUGGUUGAGUCUGACUUGUCCCUUGGUUCUGACCAUCGUCUGAUGUUUCUUUCCUUUGGGUACAUUCCUCCUCUCCACUCUGCUCCUUCUUCUGGUGUCUUGGCCCCUCGUCGAUUGUGGAAUCUUUCCCGGUUGAAUGAAGUGGAUCCCUUGCUCCUGUAUCAAUCUCGUUUCCGGUCUCUUGUGGCUCCUUUACAGGUUACCCUUGAUGGCUUGGUUUCUUCUCCUCCUGGUGUUCGUCCGCCGAUAGACUCGCUCAAUGAUUCCCUCAACGAGUGUUUCUAUCGUGCUCUUGAUGACUCCAUUGGUCAAAAGGCUGCUCGUCCUGGUCACUGGCAUAAGUACUGGACUGCUGAUCUUGAGGCUGCUGCUCGUGAGCGAGAUAGGCGUUACCAACUUUCCAAGGCUACUGCUACCAUGGCUCGGCUCAAGCGUCGUAAACUAGUCUCUGCCUCAUAUACCCACCCUGAUGGUCCACAGUCAGCAGUUAACACUAUGGCUGCCCAUCUGGCGAAGGUGUAUGAUGGUUCUCUUCUCUCUUCUGCGGAUCGUCCGGCUGCUCCUCCUGACUUCUCGGGUAUGGCUCCGUUCGUUUCUGGCUCUUCUCCUUUGGUCCCUGAUUCUGAUCUUGGUAUCUUUUCUGUCCCUACUCUACUUAGGCUGAUCAAGCAACUACCUAACCGUAAGGCACCUGGUCGCGAUCACCUGAAAGCAGAAAUGCUGAAGGCCGUGGCUAAGGACCUGGCUCCGGUGUUGUCUUCUUUGUUCCAGAUCUGUUAUCAGUGGUGCUACACUCCUGCCGUGUGGCGUCAAGCCCAGGUGUUCCCUAUCCAUAAGAAAGUUACCUCUUCCACCUCGUUCAACUUUCGGUUGCGUCUUUACGGCGAGCCUCUUCCGACUGUUGACGAGUUUGUUUAUCUUGGUGUCCCGUUCCGUGGUAAAGGUCUCUAUGGUCCUGGUAUCCUAGCUUUGCGGUCCUCUGGUGCUGUCAAGACUAUGGCUCUGCUAAACUCGGUCGGUGUCAACUGUAAUGGUUUCUCUCUUCUCCUUUCCUCGCGGCUGUAUACUUGCUUCAUUCGGCCCAAACUUGAGUAUGGCCUGGCCAUCUCUCGUUUGACAUCUUCGGAUGUAAAAGCCUUUGACAAGUUGCAAAAUAAGUUGGUUGGUAUGUUCUUGGGUAGCUCCUGGGUCAAUGUUGCUAAGCACAUUACCUGUAUCCUUCCGUUCCAUCACCGGUAUAAGGUCCUGAUGACUCGCUACGUUCUUCGGUCUCGGUCUCUUGCGGAUGACUGCUUGGUUGUUCUCUUACGAGACAGCCUGCGUUACUCUCGCUUGGUGAAGUAUCUCUCUGAGAACUCGCUAUACCGUUCGCUCCCAGAUCCUCUGCCUGUAUCCUCCUCCGCUCUCAAGGCUCUCUUUGACUCCCAUUGGCAAGAACAGUUUGAUCGUCAAAUGUCAGCUGCUUCCACCUCUGGUAAGUUCGUCCUCCUCCGUGCUUGUCGUCCUUCUGUGUCACAACCGGAUCCCAUCCUAUACCUCCCCAUGUCUCGUACUGCCCGUAGUCGACUGGUUCGCUGGCGUCUCGGUCGCUUUACGAACAUGGAUGAAGAGUGUCCUUGUUCUUCUGGUGCUAGGCUCACCCGUGAUCACAUCUUGGUCUGUCGUGCUGUUGAUUCCUCCUUGGUCUCUCAGUUGCCUGUCUCUCCUCCUGGUGUCAACCGGAUUGAUCAUGCUCUUAACUGUCUCCCUCUUGCUGCUUCUUCUGGCCCUCCUCCUUUCUGGUCGGCUUUACUUUCUCUGCUGUACGUGGUUGAUACUCUAAGUCACCCGUCAGCCCAUAUUGCUCCUGAUCCCGAUCCUGGUGAUUCAUGGUUGUCUGUUUCUUGUUCUCGUCGCUGA